Molecule: messenger RNA, 1125 nt
Organism: Malania oleifera
Lineage: Eukaryota; Viridiplantae; Streptophyta; Magnoliopsida; Santalales; Ximeniaceae
Product: extensin-like
Exons: 5
Coding region: 1-1125 (374 amino acids)
Source: RefSeq, a predicted model, not a curated record
AUGAGCCGAGAACUGCAGGCCCCCUUUCUGCUCCAGCCAGCAGAUCACUCCAGUAGUCUCCAGAUCCGGCCACCUUCCUGGAACCCCUCUCCGGCCGCUCCAACACCAGCAGCAGCAAAGAGGUUCUCCUCUGCUCUAGUUACAGCUGCAGCAGGUUCACGGCUUGCUCCACCGCCCUUGCUCCAACCAGAUCACCGACCACCUCAGAACCAACCCCGGCGAGCACCAUUCUGCAACCGCCGGAGACCCAGCUACCUCACCAUCACCAUCGUCUCCGGCCACCCUCAGGUCGCUGCACCACCAUCCACAGCUGCAGAGAAUCUCCAUUCUCACGAGCAUACAACAACAGAUCCGAACAACACAGCAGCCCACUGCUUCCACUGCUGCCGUGAGCCACCUCCUGCAGCCGCACAGCCCACGAACCAGAGUCCUCCGGCGACGGCCACCCUCACCUCAUGCACAGGGAACCGCUGGCAACAGCCGCUACACCUUCAAGACCCAGCAGGCAGCCACCACAGCAGUCGUCUUCGGGAGCCACCGCCGAACCUCAUAACCGCCCAGCCCCGAGAACUGCAGGCCCCCUUUCUGCUCCAGCCAGCAGAUCACUCCAGUAGUCUCCAGAUCCGGCCACCUUCCUGGAACCCCUCUCCGGCCGCUCCAACACCAGCAGCAGCAAAGAGGUUCUCCCCUACUCUAGUUACAGCUGCAGCAGGUUCACGGCUUGCUCCACCGCCCUUGCUCCAACCAGAUCACCGACCACCUCAGAACCAACCCCGGCGAGCACCAUUCUGCAACCGCCGGAGACCCAGCUACCUCACCAUCACCAUCGUCUCCGGCCACCCUCAGGUCGCUGCACCACCAUCCACAGCUGCAGAGAAUCUCCAUUCUUACGAGCAUACAACAACAGAUCCGAACAACACAGCAGCCCGUUGCUUCCACUGCUGCCGUGAGCCACCUCCUGCAGCCGCACAGCCCACGAACCAGAGUCCUCCGGCGACGGCCACCCUCACCUCAUGCACAGGGAACCGCUGGCAACAGCCGCUACACCUUCAAGACCCAGCAGGCAGCCACCACAGCAGUCGUCUUCGGGAGCCACCGCCGAACCUCACAACCACCCAGCCGUGA